AAACAAAACAGUAAUAUGAUGGUCAUAUCAUUUUUAACAACUUUUAUAGGAAGAUAUGGUCUUUAUCUUGAAAGGUUUGCUCAAAAACCUAUCAUACAACGAAACUACCGGCGAAGACGAUCUUACUAAGUGGUUACGUCGAGAGGCUGUAAGAUGGGCUUGUAUUUUUGGUUGUACAGAGUGUCAAGAAAUUGCAAAUGCUAGAUUGAAGGAACACCUAAAAGAUCCCAGAAAUUACAAACUUUCGCCGGAAUGGAGAGAAUGGACGUACUGUAAAGGUGCGAUGAAAGCAGAUGCCAAAGUUUUUCUGAAAUUGAUUGGCUUCCAGCUAAGUGUCAAUAUAAAUGAAUAUAAAGUUUUUGAUUAUAUUUCAUGCGCUGAAAGACCCCGUUUUGCUACCAACAUGGUUUAUUAUUCAUCUCGUAAUCAAAAAGAUAGCUAUUCCACACUUUUCCAUUAUGCCAUCUUUGUUGAUCAUGUAGUGGAACAUGUAGACCAUGGUAUCAUAGGAAAUAUGGAGGAGUACAAGUAAUAAAAUUAGUUUUAUAAAUGGCUCUUCCAAAAGUAUUCUUUAGUAGUAUAGUUUAAUUACGAAUUAAUUAUUUCAUUCUUUUUGCAGUGCUUCUGCUUGCGUUAAAAAUA
Molecule: messenger RNA, 642 nt
Organism: Ooceraea biroi (clonal raider ant)
Lineage: Eukaryota; Metazoa; Arthropoda; Insecta; Hymenoptera; Formicidae
Source: RefSeq, a predicted model, not a curated record